Messenger RNA from Xenia sp. Carnegie-2017, 1299 nucleotides. RefSeq names its product L-serine dehydratase/L-threonine deaminase-like. The coding region runs from base 198 to 728 and encodes 176 amino acids. Gene Ontology annotation, molecular function: L-serine ammonia-lyase activity; threonine deaminase activity. NCBI's taxonomy places the organism in Eukaryota, Metazoa, Cnidaria, Anthozoa, Malacalcyonacea, Xeniidae. The record is from RefSeq and is a predicted model, not a curated record. The transcript has 6 exons. Gene Ontology annotation, biological process: L-serine catabolic process; L-threonine catabolic process.
AAUGCCCACAACUGUUGUUGUACCAGAAAUUACACCUGAUUUUACCAUCAAAGAAUCAAAGAAGAAGGAGCAAAUGUUAUUGUAAAGGAAAGGUUUGGGAUGAAGCAAACAUUCAUGCUAUUGAACUUUCCAAAAUUCCUGGUCACUUUCUUGUUCAUCCUUUUGACCAUGACGACAUUUGGGAGGGUCAUUCAACAAUGAUUGACGAAAUAGCUGAAAGUUUAGCAUUGAAACCAUCUGUGGUGGUGUUAUCAGUUGGGGGUGGUGGUCUUUUAUGUGGAGUACUUCGUGGGAUGAGUCGAGUGGGCUGGAACGACGUGCCUGUAGUUGCUAUGGAAACUAUGGGAGCUAAUUGCCUGGCUGCUUCUGUGGAAGCUGGUCACCUAGUGACGAUUCCUGCUAUUACGAGCAUUGCAAAAUGUCUAGGAGCGCAAAGAGCGUGCAAUGAAGCCUACAGCUGGUUAUCUCGUCAUAAAGUUAUUUCUUAUGUUGUAAACGACAAGGAUGCUGUCAACGCUUGUUUAAAAUUUGCUGAUGACCAUCAAAUGCUGGUUCAACCCGCCUGUGGGGCAACCUUAUCUGCAUUAUAUUCUGAUGUUUUACUAAAGUUGCACAAGGAAGGUCACCUUAAAUAUUUGAAAGACGUUGUUGUGAUUGUGUGCGGAGGAAGCGGUGUAUCGUUAAAGAAACUGAAAGAAUGGAAAGAAACUUUUGGUAUUGUAGAUUAAAUUUUCUCAUUUUGAAUGGUAGUAUAGGUAACUGUAGUAUAUGCAUUUCAACGUCGACAGCACAUUUCAUAUUUACAUACCGGUGUUACUUGAAGUCCUCCCCCCUGUAAUGUUGUAAUGUCGUCAAAGGAGGGCGAUAAAUUUUCAGGGAAAGGGAGGGUGGGUUAAUUUUGUCGCGACUUAAGUUACAAGCUUAUUACUAUUUGCCAUGAUAUUUGUCGAAAUUCGUUCAAAAGUUAUGGCGUUCAGUUGCAGUUUGUCUAACGUUUUCUGGAUCUAAUCUGCAUUAGCUGAUAUUGUGAUAGGCGAGAAAAACCAUUCAUUUUUUACUAUUUUAUAAAAAUUAUUCGUAUCUCGGCUAUUCUACAGUCCAUACCCUGUGCAAUCUUGGUUGCUUUAUACUUUGUCAUAUCUAUCAAUGUCUAUCCGUCAUAAAAAUGUAUUAUUAAAUAUCUAUCAAUGUCUAUCCAUUUCUAUCAAUAUCUAUCCAUCAUAAAAUAUCUAUCAAUAUCUGUUCAUAUAAACACAUGUAGUACAUUAAAUUAAUGUCGAUUAUGAAUCGUAACUCACA